Micromonas pusilla CCMP1545 is the source of this 1995-nucleotide messenger RNA. Its product is annotated as set domain protein. Gene Ontology annotation, biological process: peptidyl-lysine monomethylation. The transcript has a single exon. Gene Ontology annotation, molecular function: protein-lysine N-methyltransferase activity. Lineage: Eukaryota; Viridiplantae; Chlorophyta; Mamiellophyceae; Mamiellales; Mamiellaceae. The coding region runs from base 1 to 1995 and encodes 664 amino acids. The record is from RefSeq and is a predicted model, not a curated record.
AUGGCGCCGCGAAGGACGACGCGCGUCGCGAUCGCGUGCCUUCUCUUCCUCGCGACCGCGUCCUCGCUCGCGACGGUCGCGCGCGGCGACGACGCGGCGUCGGCGUCGGACGCGGACGACGAAGCCGGCACUCGCGCGUCGUCGUCGUCGUCGUCGUCGUCGUCGGACGCGAGGACGACGCGCGACCUUCGCAGGGAAGGCCUGAGCCAACGCGCGAAGCUCGAGCGCGCGUUCCCGCACGCGUUCACGCGCCCGGGCGGCGACAGCGGUCCGGUGUACGCCGCCGCGCGCGGAAGGCUCGGCUCCAUCGGCGCGAGAGGCGAGCGCGAGAAGACGUUCGAGCAGUGGGUGCGAUCGCCGCCGCCGCGCGAAGACGCCGCGGAGAACGACGAGAACCACCCGCACGUCGGCCCGGUGGAGAUACGCGCGGUGUGGGGCAGAGGACGCGGCGUCGUGACGACGCGGAACGUCACGAAGGGCGAGACGCUCGUGGCGAUCCCGCUCGAGAAGUGCCUGUCUACGUUCAGCGCGAGAAAGAGCGCGAUCGGCGAAGCGCUGAAGACGAUAACAUCGCGGGAGGUCACGAUAGACGCGGUCAUCGCGCUGCAUCUGCUGCACGAGCUGUACGUCCAGAGGGAAAAGUCCGAGUGGUGGCCGUGGGUGUCCAUCUUACCGCGGGACGUGGAGACGCCGUUGCUGUGGACGCCGCGAGAGUUGGCGCAACUCGAGGGGAGCAAUCUGAUCGGGUUCAGAGACGCCGUCUUGAAAGGGUGGACGACGCAGCGCGACGCGCUGUUCCCGAAGUUGACCCAGAAGUUCCCGAGCUUGUUCCCGGAGGAGCACUUUCGAACGGAGCGGUGGGCGUGGGCGAUGGCGAUCGUGUGGUCGCGAGCCGCGGACGUGCCGGUGCCGCGACCGGAGGCGAUCUUUCCGAGCGGCGACGACAAGUCGCGCGAGCUGCGCGUGAUCGUUCCCCUGUUUGACAUGAUCAACCACGGGUACGACCACGCGCCCGUCACCCCCGGGGGCGUGAAAGGCGGCGGAGGGGAGGGGAGAGAGAAAGGCGGCGUCGGCGUGGACGAUUCCCCGGCGCUGAUACCGAGCUGGGACCCGUCGCGGCGGAUGGUCGCGAUUCGCGCGGGCGUCCCGUUCCCGGGUCCGAACUACGAGGUUCGGUUCAACUACGGCGCGAAACCGUCGCAGCACGUGCUCUUGCAGUACGGGUUCGUUCCCAUGAACAACCCGGACGAGAGCGUGGAGGUCGCCAUGCACGCGGGCUCGAGGGACAAGCUCAAGUCGCUGAAGAGCGAGCUGCUGCGCACGCACGAGCUGUCGCCGAGGGAGCGAAAUUUUCAGUUUUACCCGCGGCGUCUCGACGCGGACUUGCUCGCGGCGACGCGAGUGCAGAUGAUGUCCGAGCUCGAGAUCAACUCCGCGGCCGCGAUCAGCGCCGCGGUCGCGGGCGCGCCCGUGAGCGACCGCAACGAGGCGAAGACGAGGGCGAUGCUUCUGAAAGCCGCGCACGACAUGUUGCGUCGAUAUCCGACGACGCUGUGGGAGGACAAGAAGAUCGUCCAAGAGCACGCGGACGCGAACCCCGUGGACGCGGACGAGGCUUCAGAGAGGGAGAAGAAGGACGCGGAGGAGGAAACGACAACGACGACGACGGGCGACGACGACGACGAAGCGGCUCAUCCGACGCUGAGCAAACGCGUGAAGCUCGGCAUCAUGAUGCGCAUACAAGAGAAGAGCACGCUGCUCGCCGCGGCUCGUCUCGUCGCGGCGCGGAUCCCGGACGACGCGGGCGAGGGCGAGGACGUGUGCGAGGAGAGGUACCCGCAGCGGGAGUUGAGAGCGUGCUUGGAUCGUCUCUCCGGCGUCGCGUUCGAUCGGUUCGAGAGACCGCCGGAGGAGGAAGAGGAGGAGGAGGAGGCGGACGACGACGACGACGCCGAGGACGGGGAGGAGCCAAGUAGUCGUAAAGACGAGUUAUGA